Arvicola amphibius (Eurasian water vole) is the source of this 4489-nucleotide messenger RNA. RefSeq names its product epidermal growth factor receptor pathway substrate 15 like 1 (gene Eps15l1). Gene Ontology annotation, molecular function: calcium ion binding; cadherin binding. The record is from RefSeq and is a predicted model, not a curated record. Gene Ontology annotation, biological process: endocytosis; endosomal transport. Gene Ontology annotation, cellular component: plasma membrane; clathrin coat of coated pit; cytoplasm. Bases 33 to 2621 code for a protein of 862 amino acids. Lineage: Eukaryota; Metazoa; Chordata; Mammalia; Rodentia; Cricetidae. The transcript has 23 exons.
UUCGGCGCUCGGGAGGCCGAGUCCGCACGAAGAUGGCGGCGCCGCUCGUCCCCCUCUCGCAGCAGAUUCCCAGUGGAAAUCCGUUAUAUGAAUCUUACUACAAGCAGGUGGACCCUGCCUACACAGGGAGAGUUGGGGCCAGCGAGGCUGCGCUGUUUCUGAAGAAGUCAGGGCUCUCUGACAUCAUCCUGGGGAAGAUAUGGGACUUGGCGGACCCUGAAGGUAAAGGGUUCUUGGACAAACAGGGUUUCUUUGUUGCACUGAGAUUGGUGGCCUGUGCACAGAGUGGCCAUGAAGUCACCUUGAGCAAUCUGAACCUCACCAUGCCACCACCGAAAUUUCAUGACACUAGCAGCCCACUGAUGGCCACACAACCGUCUACAGAGACCCACUGGGCUGUGCGCGUGGAGGAGAAGGCAAAGUUUGAUGGCAUCUUUGAAAGCCUUCUACCAGUCAAUGGUCUACUCUCUGGAGACAAGGUCAAGCCAGUCCUUAUGAACUCGAAACUCCCUCUGGAUGUGCUGGGCAGGGUCUGGGACCUCAGUGACAUCGACAAGGAUGGACAUUUGGACCGAGAUGAGUUUGCUGUGGCCAUGCAUUUGGUGUACCGCGCCUUGGAGAAGGAACCAGUGCCCUCCGUCUUGCCCCCAUCCCUCAUCCCACCCUCCAAGAAGAAAAAGACAGUGUUUGCGGGAGCUGUGCCUGUCCUGCCUGCCAGCCCCCCACCCAAAGACAGCCUCCGCUCCACGCCAUCCCAUGGCAGCGUCAGCAGCCUCAACAGCACAGGCAGCCUGUCUCCAAAGCACAGUGUCAAGCAGACUCAGCCGCCAGUAGCCUGGGUGGUGCCAGUGGCAGAUAAGAUGCGCUUUGAUGAGAUCUUCUUGAAGACGGACCUGGACCUUGAUGGCUAUGUGAGUGGCCAGGAAGUAAAGGAGAUCUUCAUGCACUCGGGCCUCACACAGAACCUUCUGGCACACAUUUGGGCCCUGGCUGAUACGAGACAAACGGGGAAGUUAAGCAAAGAGCAAUUCGCGCUAGCUAUGUAUUUCAUUCAGCAGAAGGUCAGUAAAGGCACCGACCCUCCUCAAGUCCUCUCGCCAGACAUGGUGCCACCCUCGGAGAGAGGCACUCCUGUUCCAGAUAGUUCGUGUGCUCUUGGGUCAGGGGAAUUCACUGGUGUUAAGGAGCUGGAUGACAUUAGCCAGGAGAUCGCUCAGUUGCAGAGAGAGAAGUACUCCCUGGAACAAGACAUCCGAGAAAAGGAAGAGGCCAUCAGACAGAAAACCAGCGAAGUACAGGAGUUACAAAAUGACCUAGACAGGGAAACCAGCAGUCUGCAAGAACUUGAGACACAGAAGCAGGAUGCCCAAGACCGCCUGGAUGAGAUGGACCAGCAAAAGGCCAAGUUGCGGGACAUGCUGAGUGAUGUGCGGCAGAAAUGCCAGGAUGAGACCCAGAUGAUCUCAUCAUUGAAAACCCAGAUCCAGUCUCAGGAGUCAGACUUGAAGUCCCAAGAGGAUGAUCUCAACCGGGCCAAGUCAGAGCUGAAUCGGCUGCAGCAGGAGGAGACACAGCUGGAGCAGAGCAUCCAGGCGGGACGUGCCCAGCUGGAGACCAUCCUCAAGUCCCUGAAGUCCACGCAGGAUGAGAUCAACCAGGCAAGAAACAAGCUGUCACAGCUUCAGGAAAGCCAUCUAGAAGCUCACCGGAGCCUGGAACAGUACGACCAGGUGCCUGAUGGGGUCUCUGGCACCAGCCUGCCUGACCUGGCCACCCUGAGUGAAGGCGUCUUGCUGGCAGAGAGGGGCGGCUUUGGAGCCAUGGAUGAUCCUUUCAAAAACAAAGCCUUACUGUUUAGCAACAACUCCCAAGACCUGCAUCCAGACCCUUUCCAGGCAGAAGACCCCUUCAAAUCCGACCCGUUUAAAGGAGCUGACCCCUUCAAAGGUGACCCCUUCCAGAAUGAUCCCUUCGCAGAGCAGCAGACCAUAGCCACAGACCCAUUUGGAGGAGACCCUUUCAAAGAAAGUGACCCAUUCAGUAGUUCAACCACUGAUGACUUCUUCAAGAAACAGACAAAGAAUGACCCAUUUACCUCAGACCCCUUCACGAAGAACCCUUCCUUACCUCCAAAGCUCGACCCUUUUGAGUCCAGUGAUCCUUUCUCUUCCUCCAGCAUCUCCUCAAAAGGAUCAGAUCCCUUUGGAACCCUAGACCCUUUUGGAAGCGGCUCCUUCAGCAGUGCCGAGGGCUUUGCUGACUUCAGCCAGAUGUCCAAGCCCCCACCUUCUGGCCCCUUCUCCUCCUCCUUGGGAGGCACAGGAUUCUCAGAUGACCCCUUUAAAAGUAAACAGGACACUCCCGCUCUGCCUCCGAAGAAGCCCGCUCCUCCACGGCCCAAACCGCCCAGCGAAGCAGCAGCUGGACAGAAAGGCGCGGCCGUGUACACACUGCUGGGUGGUAGGUACAGAUGUGUGUGGGGUGCAUGUAAGCCCAGCAUCCUAUGCUGUGGUUGUGCCAAUCUCAUGCUAGUCUCUAACCAUGCAGGUACCGCCAUGGUACCAGUGCACAGCUCAGGAUCCUCCCUCGCCUUAGCUGACUUGUUAAUUAGCCCUGUUUGAUGGGAAAGCAUUUGGCAUCAAGUGCCUGGUUCAUGCAUGGAUUUGGAGCCAAAUCUUGCUGUGUCUCAGCCAAAUCUUCCUGUGUCCCACCCAUACCACACAUGCCACAGCUACUCUCACAGGUGGAUGGGGCAACAGUUCACACUGACCAACUUCCACUGCUGGACUUUCUGUCUUCUGACCACUUAAGAAGGGACAUAGCCAAGCUGAAGUGGGGCCUUUAUUUUAUUUUAUGUCUGAGACAGGAUCUCUGUCAUAACCUGGAACUCGACAAUUCUCCUGCCUCAGACUUCAUGCCUCGUCAUGCCCUGUUUUUGGAUGGUGCUUUUCUGCCCACCUUUUUUCCGCAGUGUACAGCCAUAAUAGCCCUCAGCUCCAUCGUUCAGACCCUUGCGAUAUCACAUGUGGAAUUCAGCAUGGCUAGGAAGGGAUGGAGGAGGUAGGGCACCCUGCUCCCAAGGACCCCUACGGGUGGUGUACCUGGCCAAGAACAUGUGGCGAUGGCAGCUUCUCCAGACUGUGUUUUAGCUGAUUCAAGCAGGAAUCCUGAGAGACAGUGGCUUUCCUCAUUGUGACUGCCCUGCAUGUGACAUAUGCUACCAUCUUCCUGUCCAGGCUUUUCUAGCCCAGGGACAGAGACUCUCUGAAAAACCCUGCUUAGUCCCUGUGCCUAGAAGUGACCACUUAGCUUUGGUCCACCUGUCCAACAGAAAUCUAAGGAGUUGUUCAGUCAGGCUGCUUUUGGGACAUGAGGGCCUCAGGCAGAUGUCCAUGGGCUCUUGGACGCAUGCCCAAAGCUCACCCUGCCUCAGUUUUCCACAGCCUGGGCCCAGGCUUGUAGGUAAAGCACACGGCAUGGUGAAUGGUGUACAGGUCUGCCUUGCGUUCUGUGUGCACCCAGCCGACCCAGGUGUAGGGUCCCCUGAGGGUCGUCGCUCAGGAUGUGUAGUUUGGGUCUGGGUGGCAUUUAUACGUGCUGCGUUUUCCCAGCUCCAUGUCUCCCGGGUCUGCUGUUUAUCCUGUCUCAGUUCAGUUCACAUAGGGAUCAGCUGCGUCUGUUGUGGUCCCCCACCCAGUGCCAAGGAUACAGUUCUUUCCUUGAAGCUACAGAGUAUGUGUCUUAGGCUGCUGGGGUGUGCAGAAAAGUUAGGUGUUUUGAAAGCACUGCAUUUUCAUGCCUGGAGAUCUUUUCUAGAAAGGUCUGUCAAGGUAUUGAAUAACCUGCAGGUGUCUGUCUGAGCCUGAGGCAACUGUACUGCUUUCAGACACAUGCAAAACAGCCUGAAAACUGCCAGUGAGCGCACACCUCCCCCAGGUAAACAGUGGUGUAUUUUCUGCAACGGACGAAGACGGAGAUCAGUCAGAACUCACCGCUAAAGUUUCUAGGUAAAAGUUGUUGAUUUGCAAAGAGAGAAACAGAUUUUUUUUUUUAAGUGCAGGAAACGGCUGUGUGGGCGUCAGUGAUUGGGCUGCCUGAGAUAGCGGAAUCCUGACGGGCCCCACCCUGCCACUUCCUGCCAGUGCUGCCCUGCGGCUCCCAGCAGAGCCUACCCGCUGCCCCAGUGGCACCCACUCACCAGCCAGUCACCUUUAACCUCUCCCCAAGUUAAUGAUCAUCUAUAUUACUACUCAUGACCUUUCCUCUACAAGGCCAGGCACACCAUAAGGAUAAGGUCAUAGUAGCUUUUUGCCCCUUCCCACAAUGCCACCAGCAGUACAUUUAAGUUAGCAAAUAUCUCUCACUCAGGCCACAUGAGAAUGGUCCGGACUUGUAUUGAAUUUGAUGCCCUUUCCAAAGCAGAAGCAAAAAGUCACUUCUUUAAGAAAAAAAAGUCACUUCUACCAGGACAGACACAUCCUUUCCCACC